AUGGCCGCCUCAGGGGAACCCUCGUGGUCUCCAGAGCCGCCACCUUCACCCGUUCGCGGGCCGCAUGGCGUGCUUCCCCCGACGAGGUUACGGGCUAGUCAAGAGACCCUGGAAACAACUAAAGACUGGCCACCACCGCCUCCAGGAGUGGAACUAGAUCAGCUUGAGGCACCUCCUCCUCCUCGCGCCUUCAUGCCUGGCACCUGGUCCCCUCGGCCCGAGCAUCUACCUCUGACUGCAGCAACAGCUGUGUCGGGAAGUAGAGGCGAUCCCCGAAGCCCUGGUGCACUUGCAGCUGCAGCUGUUGCAGGUGGUGGACCAGUAAUCUAUGACGAUCAUCAUCUUGUGCGUCAUGCAGCUGACUGCCCUGCUCACAGAUUAGUAACAAAGCAAGAGUGUGACCGGUCAAGUAGUCGACCUGCCAGUCGGCCGAGUAGCCGGCCAGCUAGUCGACAAGGAAGUAGAACCACUAGUCGACCAGCAAGUAGGUCAGCUAGUAGAUCUGGAAGCAGGUCAGCCAGUAGGUCUGGUCACAGAUCGGGUUAUAGCUCGCCUGGAAGUGAUCUGCGCUAG
Molecule: messenger RNA, 573 nt
Organism: Penaeus chinensis
Lineage: Eukaryota; Metazoa; Arthropoda; Malacostraca; Decapoda; Penaeidae
Product: glycerol-3-phosphate acyltransferase-like
Exons: 2
Coding region: 1-573 (190 amino acids)
Source: RefSeq, a predicted model, not a curated record